CCCUAUGGUGCCGACCUUAUCCUAAAAGCUUGCAUUCUAUGUGGUCCAUAUUGGUAGCCGUUUGCAUGUGCAGUCAGGACUCGGUAAAAACUAGACAAUACAGCACAACCACCUUUCUACGAUGAAAACCAUGACAACUUUGAAACUGAAUUCUGGUCAGUUCAUGAUUCUAUUUUCCAAUGUCACCCGGUUCAUCUCGUUCUCGCCCUCCUAUCUUACCCUCAGUCACCAACAUCCUCUACCUUUUUUAUCAACGUUUCAUCGUACUCAUAUUCAGUCCCCAACACUUGUGAAGUCAUAUUCUCAUCCAAUACCUGAUUCUGAUGACCAAGUUGAAGACCUAUGUAUUCCAGAUCAUUGGUUAGAGCCAACCAUGGCCUUGCAGGAAUCAGAAUGGCUUAGGAUUACUUUGCAUAAAUGGUUGGAUGAUGAGUACUGUCCAGAGGAAACAAAUGUUGAGAUUAGCCGGAUUGCUGCACAAUCAUACUACAACUCUUUACUACAAAAGCAAACAGAUCUUGGUGAGAUUUUAUUGAAGAUGGCUCUUCAAUUAGAAUCUAUCUCUUAUAAAGAAAGUUUUCAUGGGGCUUUUUCGUCGGCUAAUGCUGCUGUUAACUUGAUUGCAGAAAGAAUAGAGCAACUUUGAAAUUACUUGAAUUUGUUUUUGCUCAACUUGUUUUUGUUAAUUUGUAGUUAAAUGAUGAUAUAAAUCUGGUCUUGCUAAUUUCUGUAUGUGAUCUUGUGAUCUUAGACUAUUGUUUUAGGAAUAUUAUGAUGCUUAUUUCUUAUAGUAGCCAAUAAAUGAACCAAAAUUAUGCAAAGAAAUCUGUCUGCAUACUCAGCUAGGUUAGUUGAGGGAAAAAAAAAUCUAAUAUGACAAAAUCCAUUGAAGCCAAAGUUGUUGCAUAGGUUUUCCUUACAAGCUCAAGUGAAUUAAGUUCACGAUGUAUAUAAAUCAAACAGGAAACGAAAGAGAAAAGGCAAGGAAAUGCAGAAAAAAUUCGAAAAAGAAAACGAAAUCCUUUAUAUAUUCGCGCGUUGAUUAAUUGAAAAAUCUGUUAAAUAGGCAUGUGAAAUAUAAGGUCCAAAGAGAAGCGCGUUUUAGGGAUAAGGGAUAUUGAGGACUUGUAAGACUUGUAUAGGAAAAAGACUUGUAUGUGGAGAUUUUCUGUAAAUCAAACAUAUUUUGGAUGAACCAAAAAUUGGGCAAAUUUUAUCCUAAACAUUCUCUGUUUACAUUUAACUCCUUUUCUAGAUAGCUUUGUGUUAACCUGUAUUUUUGUAUGUUUGUCCUACAAUAGUUACCAAAUGGGGCCUUAAAGUUUAAUUUUUACUCUUCAAAAUUCUUUUCUCCCUCCCUUUCCCCUCAAGAACAACACUUCAUAAACAAACAAUUAGGUUCAAGUUUCAAGUUUUAACUUCCAAUCAUUAGACAAAGUUCAAGGUGAUGUAAACUAUAUUUGUAUAUGAAUCUUUUUUAAGUGUGGUUCCCUUCGCCAAGUAAUAUAUGGGAGGCAGCUGUAAGUGUUAUCAUGAGGAGGCCUACUGAUGGAAAGUUGAUUGGUUUCAUUAUUGAUAGUGAGAUUUCUGUCAAAGUUAUUUUACAUCUUUUCAUGGGUGAGUAUACUCUAAGCAUAUAAGCAUCUUUCUAUACAUUAUAAAGUAAACAAAAGGAUCCAAUUAUUGUAUCAAAGAGGAGGUAAUGAAUGACACGAAAUGACUGUGGUCUAGAAAAGAUUAUCAAAUGUCUAUUCAGAAAGUGGGGAAUCUUUUCUGGCUCAUUCCAAUUGAAAAGUGAUUGCUGAUUUAUCAUUCUAUGAAAUUGUUUAAACCAUAAUCGUAGGAAAAAGUAAUUAGAAAAAAAUAUCUUGAACUUUAAUGUUCUUGACAGUGAAAAAGUAACAUCUGUUUGGCUGAACUAAUUAGGGAGAUAAGUUGCAAAUGGGGAUGCUCAC
Arachis duranensis is the source of this 1955-nucleotide messenger RNA. RefSeq lists its product as uncharacterized. The record is from RefSeq and is a predicted model, not a curated record. Lineage: Eukaryota; Viridiplantae; Streptophyta; Magnoliopsida; Fabales; Fabaceae. The coding region runs from base 122 to 646 and encodes 174 amino acids. The transcript is spliced from 2 exons.